Messenger RNA from Diorhabda carinulata, 2289 nucleotides. It is a transcript of the gene Mex-3, whose product is annotated as RNA-binding protein MEX3B. The coding region runs from base 425 to 1696 and encodes 423 amino acids. NCBI's taxonomy places the organism in Eukaryota, Metazoa, Arthropoda, Insecta, Coleoptera, Chrysomelidae. The transcript has 2 exons. The record is from RefSeq and is a predicted model, not a curated record. Gene Ontology annotation, molecular function: RNA binding.
AGUCUCGUCGGUGUAGCGAGUAACAGCGACCCCUCGAUUCCGAACACAACCAAAGCUCAAAAUCGAACAACAGAACUAAACUGCCAAUACUGCCUUGGGCUUCAAAUUUCGCGGCCCGGCUUUUUACUGCGCAUGCCCUCUACAGAAUAUUGCGCACAUGGUAAAGACCGAACACGCCGGGUAACGAAUCAACGAAAAUUCAGUCAGUAUCAAGCAGGCAAGCGGUUAAUAUCUGCUUGACUCGUAGAACAUUAAUACAAUAUUAGAAAGUAGAUAUUAUAUAUUUUUGUACAAGUGAACACGUUUUUAAUAAUAAAUAGCGUCGUUUUUAUGAUUAAUAAUCUAUAAUCGAAGGUCUAGUGCUUAAAUCAGCGACAAUCAAAUUGGUUGUUACGAAAAAACUGUGUUUUCUCUUGGUGUGAAAAUGCCGGCGUCUAAUCUUUUCGCUGAAAUGGAUCGCGGCAGUGGAAUUGGGGACGAAAGGGCCCUACAAUUGGCUCUCGAAUUAUCAAUGCUCGGUUUUAAUGAACCUUUAACUUCGGUUUCUGAACCAGAUAGUCCUGGAGAUCUUAAUUCUUUCGUUAACCCUCUCGCGAACGUUGGUUUAGAAGAAGUUCGAUCCAAGAAGUCACAAAAUAUGACAGAAUGUGUUCCCGUACCCAGCUCGGAGCAUGUGGCUGAAAUCGUAGGCAGACAAGGUUGCAAAAUCAAAGCCCUCCGCGCCAAGACCAACACCUACAUCAAAACGCCCGUCAGAGGCGAAGAACCCGUCUUCGUGGUAACCGGUCGCAAAGAAGACGUCGCCAAAGCCAAAAGAGAAAUCCUCUCGGCGGCGGAGCAUUUCUCCCAAAUCAGAGCUUCCCGCAAAAACAAUUUGGCGGGAUUAGGAUCCGGCGCCAGCACGCCGCCCGGUCCUCCGGCGAAUAUUCCCGGUCACGUCACAAUCCAAGUGCGGGUGCCGUACCGCGUCGUCGGCCUGGUAGUCGGCCCCAAAGGCGCCACCAUCAAAAGGAUCCAACAUCAGACCCACACCUACAUCGUAACGCCGAGUCGCGACAAAGAACCCGUCUUCGAGGUGACCGGCCUACCGGAGAGCGUCGAAUCCGCCCGCCGAGAAAUCGAGGCCCACAUCGCGAUGCGCACCGGAAACGGCGCCUCCAUCAACGGCUUACUAGACGAAAGCGAACUAUUCGCCUCGUUGUACAAAUCCGGAUUGAACUCGAUACUCAACUACAUGGAACAACCGACGGACACGUUCCCGACGAUGACCUCUUCGACGGGCAGCAGCGGCGCCUUCUCCAGCUCGGGCUCCUGCUCCAGCAGCUCGUCGAGCAGCGGCGGCGGCAGAGAUCUGGGAGCCAUAUGGAGCUCGAACGAUAGAGACGAAGGUUUGGGCGAUUCCCCCAGCUUCGAUACGUCCGCCGCCCUAUCGAGCAUUUGGUCGUAUCCGAGCGCCGCGGCUCCGUCGAGACCGUCGCCGGCGAACAGCACCAGCCCCGCCGACUCCCUACUCAGCUCCGCCACCAAAUGUUUAGUGUGCACCGAGGCGAAAGUUACGCACGCUCUGGUGCCGUGCGGCCACAAUUUCUUCUGCAUGGAAUGCGCCACCAGAGUGUGCGAAGCCGGCGACGCUCAAUGCCCCGUCUGUUCGCUACCCGCCAUACAAGCGAUCCGCAUCUACUCCCCGAAUCCUUAAGGCGACGACGCCCCCGAUCGAUCGCGCUCGAAUCGCAUUCCGUGGACGCGCGAUUCCGCGGACGCGCGAUUCCGCGGACGCGCGUCCCGCGUUCGACUUCACCUUCGGUUAACGCUCUUCGCAUACAACGAAUCGGAAAAUUUUUAACGUGGAGUUUUUUUUUUUCUCUAUUUUUUAUUCUUUUUUUCAAUUUUUCGUGUGCGGUUGGGGGUUCGACGAAGUUGAAGCGUGUAGUCAUCGUUUAAAGCCAGUGAAACAUCCUUUUUUUUUUAUUUUUUAAUUAAUUUUUUUUUUCGAUAGUAUUUAGAGUUAUAUUUUGAGUAUUUCGGAUAUUUUUUAUCGUUCUGAACACGUAGAAAUGGAAAAGGGAAAAAGACGCGCGACGCCGCGCUUCGCGCGUAAAGUGCGUCGCGUCGUUUUUUUUUUUUUUUUGGAAUAUAUUUUUUUAAGUUUCGCCGUGUGGGAAACGUCGCUCUCACGUUAUUGAAGUCUGAAAACAGCAAUUCUCAAAAUAUUGUUUAAGGGAUAAAAUUUUUAAAAUAAUAUAUGGAUAAAAUAGGAAUAAAGCGAAAAUAUAAUGAAAAAAAAAAAAA